Messenger RNA from Coprinopsis cinerea okayama7#130, 1054 nucleotides. Its product is annotated as D-lactaldehyde dehydrogenase. The transcript is spliced from 7 exons. The coding region runs from base 17 to 1054 and encodes 345 amino acids. The record is from RefSeq and is a predicted model, not a curated record. Lineage: Eukaryota; Fungi; Basidiomycota; Agaricomycetes; Agaricales; Psathyrellaceae. Gene Ontology annotation, molecular function: oxidoreductase activity, acting on the CH-OH group of donors, NAD or NADP as acceptor.
CACGACCAUCUCGAACAUGCCCACUGUAGGACCCGGCAGCAAAAUCCUCGUCACUGGAGCCAACGGCUACAUCCCUAUCUGGGUGGUACGAAGGCUGCUAGAAAAGGGGUACUCUGUCCGGGGGACGGUGAGAUCUGCAGAUAAAGGUCAGCAUCUUCAAGAUACCUUCAAGUCAUAUGGCGACAAAUUGGAGAUCGUGGUCGUCCCGGAUAUUACAAAGGACGGAGCUUUCGAUGAAGCGGUCAAGGGCGUCGAUGCUAUCGAGCAUAUGGCCUCGCCCUUCCACGAGAACGUUGACGAUCCUAAGGAGUUCAUCGAACCGGCUGUCAAUGGAACCGUCGGGAUUCUGAAGAGCGCUCUCAAGAACGCACCAGACGUCAAGAGGAUCGUCAUCACAUCGAGCGUCGCGGCCAUCUUGACAGACACCACUGCCCCUUCGACAUUCAGCGAGAGGGACUGGAAUGAGGCAUCCAUCAAAGAAAUGGAAGAGAAGGGUCGAGAAGCGGCACCAAUGGCCAAGUAUCGCGCCUCGAAGACACUUGCUGAGAAAGCUGCCUGGGACUUCUACAAUAAACACAAGAGCGAAGUUAAAUGGGACAUCUCAGUCCUCAACCCUCCAUUCGUGUUUGGACCUAUGAUCCAACAAGUCUCUUCGCCAACCUCCUUAAACACGUCGAUGCAGUACUGGUGGAAUUUUGUCAUCGAGGAUGGCCAAAAGUCACGCCAGGCUCUGUCCGCAAGCAACUCCUGGGUCGACGUGCGCGACCUUGCAGAUGCUCACAUUCUCGCGUUGGAGAAGGAGGCCGCCGGCGGCGAACGAAUCAUCAUCUCUCAGGGCCCAUUCGUGUGGCAAGAAUGGAUCGACAUUGCCCGGUCCAUCCAGCCGUCUCCACUCCCGAACCGCAAGCUUCCAGAAGGAUUCCCGGAUAUCAAGAAGAGCUACGACCGGAAUUACGACGCUUCCAAGGAGAAACGGAUCCUCGGUGUGCAGUAUACGACCAAGGAGCAGGCCACCAAAGACAUGCUUGAGGACUUCGCGAAGCGCGGAUGGUAG